Colletotrichum fioriniae is the source of this 330-nucleotide messenger RNA. RefSeq names its product ribosomal protein P1 (gene ALTA12). Gene Ontology annotation, biological process: cytoplasmic translation; translational elongation. Gene Ontology annotation, cellular component: ribosome; cytosolic large ribosomal subunit. Gene Ontology annotation, molecular function: protein kinase activator activity; ribonucleoprotein complex binding; structural constituent of ribosome. The record is from RefSeq and is a predicted model, not a curated record. NCBI's taxonomy places the organism in Eukaryota, Fungi, Ascomycota, Sordariomycetes, Glomerellales, Glomerellaceae.
AUGUCGAACGCCGAGCUCGCCUCUUCCUACGCGGCCCUCAUCCUCGCCGAUGAUGGUGUCGAGAUCACUGCCGACAAGCUCCAGACCCUGAUCAAGGCUGCCAAGAUCGAGGACGUUGAGCCCAUCUGGACCUCCCUGUUCGCCAAGGCUCUUGAGGGCAAGGACGUCAAGGACCUGCUCUCCAACGUUGGCUCCGGUGGUGGCGCUGCUGCCCCCGCUGCCGGCGGCGCUGCCGCUGGCGGUGCCACCGAGGCUGCCGCUGAGGAGGCACCCAAGGAGGAGGAGAAGGAGGAGUCCGACGAGGACAUGGGCUUCGGUCUCUUCGACUAA